Molecule: messenger RNA, 1293 nt
Organism: Penicillium canescens
Lineage: Eukaryota; Fungi; Ascomycota; Eurotiomycetes; Eurotiales; Aspergillaceae
Product: NADH:flavin oxidoreductase/NADH oxidase
Exons: 6
Coding region: 1-1293 (430 amino acids)
Cellular component (GO): intracellular anatomical structure
Molecular function (GO): NADP binding; FMN binding; NADPH dehydrogenase activity
Source: RefSeq, a predicted model, not a curated record
AUGAUCCAAUCUCGGUACGCCAAUAUCGACGAGGCAUCGAUUGUUGAAGUUGUAAAUGAGCCAGCUGAAAGUGUGCCGUACUUCACGCCGAAGCAAGAUCCUCCCGCUGGAACCCCUCUGGCUCCGGCUUCGGCCGAUGCCAGCCUCCCUAAGUUGUUCGCACCCCUGCAACUGCGCAGCCUAAAUUUACACAAUCGAGUUCUCUUGUCCCCGCUUUGCCAGUAUUCAGCGGAAGAUGGUCACCAAACUGAUUGGCAUUUCGCCCACCUUGGCGGUAUCAUUUCCCGCGGACCAGGACUAUCAUUUGUGGAGGCUACUUCAGUGGUUCCCGAAGGCCGGAUCACGCCUGAAGAUUGUGGAUUGUGGAAGGAGUCUCAAAUAGGCCCUCUGCGCAGAAUUGUGGAUUUCGCCCAUAGCCAAGGUCAGUGUAUCGGCAUCCAACUCGCCCAUGCAGGACGCAAAGCUAGCACUGUUGCUCCAUGGCUGAGCAUGGCGCGCGGGCCAGCUGCUGCUCUGAAAACUGUGAAUGGUUAUGAGAAUGAAGGCUUUGCACCUGCUGGUGGAUGGCCAGACAGUGUUGUUGCCCCCAGUGCUAUUGCAUACAAGGACAAGAAUGUCAUCCCACGUGAGAUGUCGCGGGAUGAGAUUCACUCGCUUGUAGAGGAAUGGGGUGAGGCUACCAAGCGGGCUGUGCGAUGUGGGUUUGACGCCAUUGAAAUUCACGGGGCUCAUGGUUAUCUCAUUCAUGAGUUCCUUUCACCGGUCACUAAUAGAAGAAUUGAUGAGUAUGGUGGAAGCUUCGAAAACAGAACUCGACUCGCCCUGGAGAUCGUGGAAAUCACUAGAAAGAAUAUCCCCGAGGGAAUGCCACUAUUCUUCCGUGUUAGCGGAACGGAGUGGCUAGAGCAUAUGCACCCAGAGCCUAGCUGGGAUAUCCAGGAGACCAUCAAACUUGCUCAGAUAUUGUCAUCUCAGGGAGUUGAUGUCCUUGAUAUUUCUAGUGGCGGUAAUGAUCCCAGGCAGAAGAUAGCAGGUGGACCUGCUUAUCAGGCACCCUUCGCUCAUCAAGUCAAGAAGGCUGUCGGCGACAGGCUUUUGGUUGCUACAGUUGGCGCAAUCACAUUGGGAAAACAAGCCAACGAUAUUUUGGAGACAGGCCUUGACAUGGUGCUUGUGGGAAGAUAUUUUCAGAAGGAUCCUAACCUGGUCUGGACAUUUGCCGAGGAGCUUGGCAUUCAUCUCAAGUUGGCCAACCAGAUUCAGUGGGGCUUUGCUGGACAUCGUCGCAAGUAA